CUCUUGGCUCGACCUUGAAAAGCCCCACCACAGUACUGACAGAGAUGGAAGCAGUGGUAUUGAAAGUGUUCACGUUGACAGCAUUCGUCCCACUCGCCACAUGUUAGUCAAGUGAAUGGUCUCUCUAGAGUUGUCUUUACCAAAACAAUGCAGACAAAACAUGCCAUCAGCCGGCGGCAAUUUUUCUUUGAGGAGGAUUCUGCCUCAGGCCCUCAGCCGAGAGCUCCAAAUUUCUUCUGCAAUGAGAGUUCAACAAAGAGAGCUCCAACGCAGAACAGCAGAUACGUUGCACAUUAAUGUAAUAUGGAGGACACAGAAUACACCCGUCUUCACAUCACGCCCUUCAAUGCUGGCCUUCUGAAAACCGUUAUCCCUCCCUCAAUCCUGCCGAACGCGCGCAACAUCUCGUACCACAGCAUUGUCACCUUCCCCGAGAAAGGCUACGGCUACGUGGAGCUCCCUACCAUGGACGCCGAGAAAAUCAAGAAGAAGCUUAAUGGUACAAUACUUAAAGGCACGAAGGUUCGCAUUGAGAAAGCACGUCCGGAGAAGCAAGUUGUGAUUGAAGAGGAAGAACCCGAGCGCCCAAAGAAGGAGAGGAAAACGAAGCGCAAACGGGACGAGUUACCAGGCGUGGAUAUUGGAGAGAGGCAGGUCAAGAGGGGGUGGACGACACCGGCGAAGGAUGUGAAGAAAGAUCAGCCAGUUAUUAAAUCGAAAUACACUACAGGUCCGGAAUGUCUUUUCAAGACGAAUCUGCCGCCAAAUGUUGCGUCGAAGGGCAAGACUGCGGAGACAAAGCCAGACAAGAAAAAGAGAAAGCCUGGGAAAGAAGCCAUCGUGCACGAAUUUGCCAAGACUACAAAAUAUGCGACCUUCUUACGCGGCAGCGGAGUGUCAAAUAGCCCGCGGGUCAUGGUGGAGUUUGUUGAGGGGAAGGGAUGGGUCGAUGAGGAGGGAAACGUAGUUGAACAGGUCAAGAAGUCACGGAAGAUCAUAUCGGUUCCAGUGGGGAGCGCCUUGGAAGAGGAAAAUCAGCGGCCAGAGCCGGAUCAUAUGGAGGUGGAUACAGCGCCCGCCGUCAGUGCGGAAGAAGAAAGUUCUAACGAUUCUAAUUCCAGUGAGGAUUCAGACAGUGACUCGAGCUCAGAUGUGGAGGUCGCCGCAGAUUCGGAAACGGACCAGCAGAGUAGGGCUCUACAAGAUGCAGAGCUUCAAAAAGCUGCCAAGGGCAGUUCAAGCGACUCCAGUUCCUCCCGCUCUGAUGGUGAGGAAGAGAAUGACAGCUCAAGCGAUGAUAGUUCAGACGACGACUCGGACCACAAAGUUCGAGCGAGCCCAAGUCCUCUUGCAGCUGAAGGCUCGUCAAAGCAAGAAAGUAGUAGCUCAAGCGAUGAAUCUUCUGACGACGAAUCUAAGUCCGAAGCAGAGUCCGAAGCAAAGUUGGUGGACGCAGAAUCCUCAUCCAGCUCGGAUUCGUCUGAUCAAUCAGAUUCGGACGAAUCUGACGCAGAUUCCGAACUGGAAGAACCACAGUCGGCAGUCACGCAUAAAUCAGAAGGAUCCAGCGGCCCGUCUCUUAGCAUCAAAAUUCCCGACUCACUUACAUCAAUCCCUAUCGCAUCCUCAGUACAUCCUCUAGAAGCCUUAUACAAACGCCCAAAAUCCAAUGCCGUGGACGCGCCUAAAGCAGCGGAAUCAUCAUUCAGCUUUUUUGGCGCGGAUGAAGAAGAUGAAGAAACUCUGCCUGAAACCCAUCUCCAAAUUCCUCUGACGCCCUUCACCCAGAAGGACUUUGAAUACAGAGGCAUGCGAAGCGCUGCUCCAACACCAGAUACAGCUCAUCCGAACAAAAAGUUUGUCUGGCCCAGCGAAAGGGACGAGGAAGACGAGGAGGCAGUGGCUAGCUCUCCGAUCCGAAAAUCUGACAAGGUUAAAGGCAAAGACAAGGAGACAGAACCCGAGAGUGAUUUCCAGAAAUGGUUCUAUGAGAAUAGAGGAGAUGUGAGGCGGGCUUGGACUGGCAGGAAGAAGGCCGCUGCCAAGGAGAUGCGCCAGAGAGAAAACCGAAAGAGAGAGCGUCGUGAUAUCUGAAUAAUUUUCAUUGCACUUUUCAUCUCUUCAUAGAAGCGUUGCAUGUUGUCAUUACAAGAGAUGAUACCCAAACGCAUAACCCUCAAAUUUACUGAGCCUCUGUCUAUUCUGAUUCAUCACAUCCAGAAACUCACUCUCCAUGAAUUUUCAAAAACUUGUCCUAGGGGAUUUUAACUCUGCUGGGAUGUGAAUCAUUAACAAAUGAUAUGGUUUUAGCAAAUAAUGCUGUUGCCCACUUGCGCUCAUAUGAAAACGUCCAGAAACUCUCCAGUCACCUCGCCCAAACCAGAGACACCUAGCAAGCCUCCACACAUCUCCCUAGAUAGCUCCCCUAAGAAUGGUCCUCACUCCCCCCUCUCUCACGCAACAACUAGUCUGAUGGCUGACGACUGACAACUUCGAUACCUCACUUACUUACAUUGCGGUGAUACAUUCGUUCUUUGGCAGAGUAGGAUUACUUGAAGGCAGUUCUUGAUUUCUUCUUGCUUCUUGUCACGACAGAACAAGAUAUGAAAAGAGUACCCGGCUUUUCAACAUUUUCAUUCUUUCCACCAACGCAUGCAUACAUUUUUUUCUCUGCCUUGACGAGUUUCUUCAUGGAUAACUCUCAAUUCUCGUUUCCUGUCUCGACAGACUAGGGAGUAUCUGGGAUAUCCGAAUAAUCUCAUUUCAGCAACGCAUUCAAUCUUCGUCAGAACCUGUUCCCUGAGAACAAUUCUUGGUUCUCAGUUCCUGUUUUAACAGAACGAGACCAGACCAGACAAUCGAUGUCUUUGCAGUCAAGUGUUAGAGCAGUUGUCUUUCUUGAGUCUCUUCCAUGCGUAUCAUCGAUGUUUUCUUUUCGCUUCUUGAUCUGAACUAGGUUUUGAAUCGGUAUAAUAUGGGACGGAGGUGAUGAUGGGAGGAAUCAUACUGGAUGGAUGGUGGUGAGGGGAGGAAUGAUAUUGACGGCUAAGAAGAAUCGUAAUGACUCUAACGAGAAAUGACGGUGUGUAUAGAUAAAUCCUAAUA
Messenger RNA from Cadophora gregata, 3105 nucleotides. RefSeq lists its product as uncharacterized. Gene Ontology annotation, molecular function: nucleic acid binding. The transcript has a single exon. The record is from RefSeq and is a predicted model, not a curated record. The coding region runs from base 304 to 2094 and encodes 596 amino acids. Lineage: Eukaryota; Fungi; Ascomycota; Leotiomycetes; Helotiales; Ploettnerulaceae.